GUUUUUUAGCAUUUUUCAGAGAAAUGAACAGAGAGAGCAUCAGGUAGAAUACCAACGUAAUAGGCCACACCUUUAUAAGUUAUUGAUGUUUUUACUUCAUUGCCAUUGAUUGCAUCGAUAUCGUUAUCAUGACGUGAUUAUGAAUGAAUUAUUCUCAUGCACGUUUGCUAUUGACAUUGACACCUUCAACUAGAUGUAACUAUUGACUGCAAGACAAAAAGAGAGAUGUGUGACAGUCGAAGGUGAUCCUGCAAGACAUGCUGCAAAUCCGGGAUGAGUUCGCGAUUAGCCGCAAAGGUAAAGCGACGAAUUUCACCUCAGAUCUUUCCAUAAGGAAAGUAUUGUACCAUAUUAUGCUAUGAGUAUAUGAAGAUUUAUUGAAGAAGAUUUCUAACUGAAAGGCUAUAAAAGUGGUCUAUGAAGGGAGGACGUAAAAAUAUAUGUACAUAUAUAAUUUUUUUUUUAAUUUUAGUAUAAGAUAAUAAUGUUUCAAUAACAAUUGAUGUGUAAAAAGAUAUUUUCAAAUACGAUCGAACAUAUUACAACAAAUAAUAACCUUUUACAAAAACAUUUCUUAAAGAUAUUUGGCAAAAACACUAUACCCAAUUAUAUCCAAGAGCUAUGUGUUGGUGACGAUUCUAUUGAAAGUAAUAUGUUUUACUAUAACAGAGUUUGGUCAAAAACUUUGCUUCGAGAAAGUAUAGUAGGUUUCAAUUUGAUAUCUACAUAUAACACAAAAUCAAUGGACCAAAUAUUUGCUUCUACCUUUGCUACACAUAUUGUAUUACAAAUACGUUAUAAGGUUAAAAAUUUACUCUAUUAUAUUAAUUUGACACCACGAUGCACUAAGUUGUAGUUACGCGUACACAAUGCAUUUGAAACGUCGAUUAAAAACAUGAUUUUCCAUAAAAUCUGAAAGUUCUCAGAUAUUUGAGAGGCAGAAUGUUAAAAGUCAGGUUUGAGAAGAGACGCAAUUUUUUUGAUUCUGGAUAAAAUUAAUGAACGAAAUAACUGGCUUUCAGUUGAAUUUAAUAUCGAAAGAUAUUAUUUUGCAUAAUUUUAGGCGAUGGGUAUAGAAAAUAGCUUUUGGAUCCGAUUUUAUACAAGAGAGCAAUUUUUCACAAAGGUAUUAUAACAGUGUUCAUUUAAUAUUGGCAAAAAAAUAAUUUUGAAUUAAUUUUUUUCAAAUAACCAUUAUAUCUUUUGUGAGCGUUUGUUGUAGAAUUCAUUUGCAUAUAUAAUAUAAUAUUUGGAGUCCCACCGAUGUGAACCGAUAUCAGACAACAUAUUUGACGUCGGUAUCGAUUCUUAUGACUGAUACACAUAGAACUUUUGUUUCGCUUUGCGUCAGGCAUUUCAUUUGACAGAAAAGCUCGAUGCGCUUGUGUGAGUACGUUCACAUCGAACCGGAACGCGGCAAGGCGAAGCUAAAUGUAGGGAAACUCUCAUCUUUAUAGGCUUCUCCCAGCAACAGUCACCAGUUAUUAGAGAGAAACAUUGAAAGCAAAGAACUCAAUAUUUGCUUCUGACUACACACACAUACAUAAGCCUCUGUCUUUAUUCUUUUAAUUUCGAUCCUGAUGAUUAUGGAGCAAUAAUUUCAAUGCUAAAAGAUAGGUUAACAGUAGCAAAGUAUGCGAAUUAAUGUCAAUGUUGAAUAACGUUCAAACUCGACUGCUUCAGAUUUCAAGCUCUGAAAUUCCUAUUUCAAACCUCGAAUUCGUCUGUAACAGCUACGACAAAUAUACGAAUUCUGGUCUUUGAAGCAUUUUCUUAGAAUACAAUACAUAGAUAUAUACGGGUUGAAGGCAACAACAUUAUUUAUAUACAUCAAGGUUACUCUCAUCGUUUAUCAGUUACAAAUAUUUCACAAUGCAUUCCCUACAUUGGUUAAACAAAACUGAAGUAUGUGUUUACAUAGCACAAGAAUAUAGCAUAUAGAUAUUAUCGAACCCUUCCAUUUAAAAUGCCAGCCACAUUUAUAUAAAUGCAGAAGAUUAUAAGAUAAUCAUUAGUAGCACUUGCGACGACACCAAAGAACAUUAAGUCAAUUGGCAAAUUUGUUAAAAUACGGUCAAGAAAAUAUUAUUUUGUACAGUGUUUCAGUUAAACAUGCAGCUGCUGACGUUUUUUUGGUUAUGGAUCGGAUUAACUGUUGCUCUUAAUGAAAUGGUUGAACAACCGAUAAAACAUCCCGAUUGCCCAUUGAUUGACGAUCCAAUGCAUCCUGUACAAUUGCCCCACCCAACCAACUGCAGAAAAUACUACACUUGCAAAAAUAGAUAUGCUUACGCAAUGUUAUGCGAGAAUGGACUUCAAUGGAAUAUUCUGACAUAUCGCUGUGAUUUUCCCUCAGUUACAAAAUGUUCCACUAGCAUUCCUGAUUCGACAUAUCCAACAAAUCCAACCGAAAGCAGCGCAUAUCCCACAUUGGAAAAAUCUUUUUUCACAUCAGACUCUGCAGACUGCAACAAGUUCUACAAGUGCAUCUCAAUGCGUUGUCCUUCUUACAUGUAUUGGAAUUCUUUGCUAGAGCGAUGCGAUUUACCACAAAAUGGGGACUGCAAAAAUUCGCCACAGAUAUGGACACUUCCUCCAUAUAUUGAUAAUUCCAUACCGACCGCUGCAACUCCUCCAACAGCAGCACAAGGGGAUCGAGGGCCACCUUCAUAUAAUCCAGAAUAUGACACUGAUACCACCAAUUUCUUACCUCUAUGCAAUACACCCGGAGUUGAUUACGUAAGACAUCCUUUUGACUGUCAUAAAUUUAUACAAUGCGAUGGCUUUGCAACGGUCCAAACCUGUGGGAACGGUCUUUUCUGGAACUCAGAGGUAAUGGCCUGUGAUCGUUACUGCAAAUAGGAUUAUUCCUAAAUAUGUUUGAGCCUCUGCAUUCAUUUUUUUCUUGUCUAUAAAUGCAUAUUUUAAUAAAUAUUCUUCUUCAUUUGUAUCUAUGUAUUCGUAACAUGAGCUGAGUCCUUGAUAUUUUUGGUUUGUUUCCGACAUGCACAACGUUAUAUUAAAUGGGAAAUUUAUACGACUGAUCAUGAAAAAUUUUACCUUAUAAAAGGUUAUCCGCAUUCAGCCUUCAUAUCAAUAUCGAUAUAAUUAAAAAUGUUCAGUGGGCGUGUAAAGUGUGAUGGGUAUGGGCAUCCGAUGUUAAUUGGCGUCAUAAAUAAAGCGUAAGUAGAACGAAGCAAUAUCUGAAUUGAUGAUCCUCACAUGCUACCUCUGAUCUCCUACUCCCUUUUAACCACUCUGGAGCACUCACAGAUAGGAAAAAGUGAAUCAUCAGGUUACAAAUGCGGUUCAAUUAGCAUUGUGUUGCCCAAGAACAGGACCAUAUCCUCCACCUUUCCUUAGAGGAAAGUACGAAAUCGAUCAAAAAAAUGUAAUUAUAUGCUUAAGAAGACUUGAUUUAAAGUGCUUUUAGAAAUAGUAAAAAAUAGCCUAACACUGCAAAAAGACUCUCUUGUGUAUAAUAAAGUCCUUAUACAGAAUGUAGACAAGUUCGGACAUCAUCUACGUCUGCAUUCCAUAUAAUGCCGAUUUGAGUUCAAAAAAAUCAUCUGGCAAUGCGUGGAACAAGUAAACCUCGAAAUAUUAGUACGAGUUCUGAGUAUAUUGAUAUUUUGCGUUUUCGUCUCCUAUUAAAAGCACGUACACACCAUCCCAAUAUCAGCAAUAUAUGGAAAAGUAAUCAUUCCCAAAUAUGUAGUUUUGGUUGUAAAUUUAUCGCUAUUAUCAGAUUAUUUGUGAACAAUACUUGAUUGCUUUAAAUUACUCAGCAUAUACACGCAUAUUCUUACAUACAUACAUUCUCUUACAUACAGUUAUUUGAAAAUAUUUUUUCUAAGAUGUUUUUUGGCCGAGCUUUUUUUACCUUAAAUAUACAUUUUGAUUUUAUCCUUCAAAAGAAGGACCUGGAUGUGUAUAUGGCAACGAAUGAGCUACUUCACUUCUAACCGAAUAUUCAUGGAACUGUAGUCAGAACUUUGACUUGGUUUUUUUUAUUAUUCUAGACACCACACGAACUAUCAAACGACCAGAUGUUAAACACGCCCUCAACCUCAUACCAAUUUUGGUUACGACUUAGCUUAUAAAUAUGUAUUAA
This is a messenger RNA of Bactrocera dorsalis (oriental fruit fly), 4114 nucleotides long. Its product is annotated as probable chitinase 10. The record is from RefSeq and is a predicted model, not a curated record. The transcript has 2 exons. NCBI's taxonomy places the organism in Eukaryota, Metazoa, Arthropoda, Insecta, Diptera, Tephritidae. Gene Ontology annotation, cellular component: extracellular region. Gene Ontology annotation, molecular function: chitin binding. Bases 2113 to 2862 code for a protein of 249 amino acids.